UCAAGGCCGUUUCAAUAAAUAUGCCAGAUGACUCGACAUUUUCCCACCUACUUCUUCAAAAUUACUUGUUACUCAUGGAUUCUAUCAUCCCAAUUUAUUGUUCGGAUUGGUCUUAGAUUUAUAAGCAGAAGGAUCUAAUCAAAGAUUACAAUGGGACCUUAGACCAACCAAAGUGAGUUUUGUAACAAAGACUGAGGAUGUCUGCACCAGUGAAGAAAGAGUGUGGGUCUAACCAGCUUCUGAAAAAGGAGUGUGGGUCAAACCCACUUAACAAAGGUGGCUGCUAUAGGCCCAGGCCUGUUUCAGGCGACAGGCCUCUGGAUGGGAGCAUGCAUUUUACCAUAAUGAAACAAACCAAAGAGUCCUUUGAGGUGAUCAAUACCUUGCGCCAUGCUAAGAAGCUCUGCGAUGUGACACUAAUCGCAGGUGAUGAGUCGUUUCUAGCGCACAAACUAGUCCUGGCAGCAGCCAGCCCGUAUUUCAAAGCCAUGUUUACAAGUGGGAUGCGGGAGUGUGGGAUGGCUGAUAUCCCGCUUCAGGGAAUUACUCCAUGUACUUUAGCCACUCUCAUAGAGUUUGCUUACACGGCAGAGAUUCAUAUCAAUGAGAUGAAUGUGUGCUAUCUUCUCCCUGCUGCCACAAUGUUCCAAAUGACGCAUGUUGUGGAAGCAUGCUGUACGUUUUUAGAACACCAACUGGACCCCAGUAAUUGUAUAGGAAUUGCUAACUUUGCUCAGGAACAUGGAUGUACAGAGUUAAACAAUAAAGCCCGGGAGUAUAUCUGUAAACAUUUCAGCCAGGUUUGCCAGAGCGAGGAAUUUUUAAUGUUAUCGCCAUGCCAAAUGGUGCAUUUAAUUAACCAGGACGAACUGAACGUGCGCUGUGAGUCCGAAGUUUAUAAUGCUGUGAUACAAUGGGUGAAACAAGACGAGGACCGACGUCGGCCCAAAUUAGAACAGUUAUUAUGCGCUGUAAGGUGCCACUUCCUCACCCCAGGCUUCCUCAAACAGCAAAUCAAAUACUGUGAUGUCCUCAAAAACAAUCCUUCUUGUAAAGUCUACCUUGAGAGGAUAUUUGCUGAUUUGACGUUGCACAAAAAAUGUACGGAUCGUAGGCGGUUACCCCCUGCCCCACCUGUGAUAUACACUGCAGGAGGCUAUCUCAGGCAGUCUUUAAGCAAUUUCGAAGCAUUCAACCCCCAAACGGGGGAGUGGUUUAAACUCGCUGAUCUUCCAUUGCCUCGGAGUGGGCUUGCCACUGUUGUCGUUCAUCAUAUCAUAUAUGCUGUAGGUGGCAGGAAUAACUCCCCUGAUGGGAAUAUGGAUUCCAAUGCCGCGGACUGCUAUGAACCUUUUACGAAUUUAUGGAGGACUCUGCCUCCCAUGUCAGUUCCUAGGAAUAGAGUGGGGGUGGGGAAUAUUGAUGGUAUGUUGUAUGCUGUUGGAGGGUCACAUGGAACUAUACAUCAUAAAUCUGUGGAGAGGUUUGACCCGGAGAGAGAAGAAUGGUCAUUUGUGGCCCCAAUGGCCACUCCCAGGAUAGGGGUGGGCGUGGCAACUAUCAAUCGCCUGUUGUAUGCUGUGGGAGGGUUUGAUGGACAUAACAGACUGGCUUCCACAGAGUGCUAUUACCCAGAGACUGACGAGUGGAAACUGCUGGCUUCCAUGAAUACAACACGGAGUGGAGCUGGCGUAGUCUCUAUGGACCAGUAUGUGUAUGCAGUGGGGGGAUAUGAUGGCACAAGUCAGCUUCGCACUGUUGAGAGAUUAGACACGGAGGCCAACGUCUGGGAGUUUGUGGCGCCAAUGAACAGACCCAGGAGUGCAUUAGCCUGUGCAGUAUUGGAGGGAAAACUCUACGCAUUAGGUGGUUAUGAUGGCAAUGACUUCCUAUCAUCAGUAGAAUGCUACAACCCUGACCGAAAUGAGUGGACAGAAGUGACCAACAUGUCAUGUGGUCGUAGUGGACACGGCGUAUGCAUUGGGAUGGAGCCGUGCACUAAGUAUUGCAAUGACUAAAACAUGGGCAAGAUUGGUCCAAUCUCAUUCUGAAAAACUACUAAAUGAUAUGGCGGACAGUACACCAGCUUGGAGAAGAUACUGCCACUAUAUCUAGGUCAAUCAGUGCCUGCAGAUCUAGGUCUACAUGGUGUUGAAGGACUCACCCAAGAGCUUCUUAUGGAACUUACCUAGAAAAUAAUGUAGAGCAGCUGAAACCAUUUUCGGUCCCUAGCAUUUGUUGUGUUCAGUGGUGUAUGAAAAAUAAUGUCGUCUUUCAUCUUCAGUGGUAUAUUAUCAGUAACCAAUCCAAGGUACCACAUUAAGUAUCAGGGUAUCUGGCAGCGUGAAACGUAAUAAUACUCACUGCUAAUAUUACGCCUAAUUUUCUGUGCCUGAUUCUUGCAUUAAUAACACAAGCUUAUUUCUAAAUGGCAUGCUAUUCAUUUUGGUGGGAUGAAGGAUAUGUGUGAAAAUAUUCUUGGUCUAUAACUUGGACUAUCACAAGAGUGUACUUCAAGGAUCUGUUUACUUUGGUGCUCCUUUUUUUUUCUGUUUCAAUAAAACAGUGGAAGCCAUAACUUUAUUAUUUAAAUAAAGCUGCGAUGCUGUUUUGAAUUCUUUCCUGACAGUCUUGCCCAUGGUUUUAUUUCUUCAGUUUGACUGACUACCCAAGGGGUGUGGUGUCUACUAAUAUCUAUAACCUGUUGGGAUGUAACUAAUACCAGAUGACACUGAAAACUUAUCUUCACCUGCGUAGAAAUUGCCAGUAUAUCUCAAUAUCUUUAAUCUGCUUUAAUAGAAAAAUUAAUCAUAGUUACCAUAUGUCUUUAUUUUUCUAUUCAAUUUUGAAAAUCUAUGUUGUGAUAACUGUUGUGCACAGUUUUCAGUGGGAUCAUUAUAUUAUGAAGUUUUAUGAUGAUGAAUAAUUGAUCUGAAUAAAUCCUGUUCUUUUGCCUGUUGCUGGUAGUUGAUACAGACAAGGAUUAUGGGGGAAUUCUAAUUGUUGAUAGAUGAAAUGAUGUUUCAUGAAAGAGGCAUCUUUUUUUAGUAGUUUUAGUAUUUAUUAUGUUGGAUGAUGAUAAUAUUGCUAGAUAUGCUUUUGUCAUGCUUAUUGAGUUAUACAUAAGUAUCCAUGCAGUUCUCUUUAAAAAAAGUAAAUUAUUAUUCUCUUCUUUCACCAUAGUUUUUUUUCUUUCUUCAAAGAAUAAUUUUGGGUUUUAACAAAACAGUAUAAACAGUUGUGUGCAGUAAUAAAAGACAAUAUGAUUUUCAUAUUACUACUGAGAUGCAACUGUCUUGGAAUUUAUAUGUGACUCUUAAAAUCAGUUAAACUUGCUUAAACUAGUUUACAGAGAAAUUGAACUGUAUACUACGCACGCAGUACUCCACCCUCAAUUUAUGACUUGAUAAGUAUUACAUGUGUCUAUUGAUUGAGUAAAUAGAAAUGCUGUGAUAAGCUAGGCUUUCACCAGGUCAUGAAAUAACAACAUGGUCACUUGUAAGAUGCCACAUGACUCAGCAAAUUAUUUACCUGAAGGGGACAAGAAAUGUUAUGACCAUGACAUGCAACAUUAAUUAAAGGGUAUCAAUAAGUUUGACCUUAAUUUGGCACCUAGCCCUAAUGAAUAAAAUAAUAAUAAUAAUAAUAACAAUAAUAAUAAUAUAUACAGUUACCAGUGCCUCCUUCUUAUCAUACCUGUCCCUUACAACCUCAUUUUACAGCUUACCAUGUUGUAUUUCAUUCACAUUUUUGUGUUGUCAACUAAAGUUAACUUACAAGUAGUUUUAAAUCAUAUGAGUACAAUAAAGUUUAAAGGAAAAGAAUCAAGUUAUGCUGAUCAACUCUGUUUGAUGUGUUGACAUACUAUUCCUUGUUUGGUAUUUUGAGUGAUGUAUGCUGCAUGAAUUGAAUGUAGGGGAGUAGUAAAGGUAAUUGGCUUUCCUGGGGUUGCUUGCUUUGCAUUUGCAGACUCUUAAACACGCUUUGACACUUGUCUUCCUUUAAUAAAUAACUCACAGUAUUUCAUAACUAACAGUAUUCUUUACCAACUAACUUUUACAGAUUCUGUAUCAAAAUACCAUGCUAAAAUAUCUGAGGAUGGAUAUAUACUGAACAACAAGGGUCAUUAUGUUGUUGCAAGUCUUUUGAAAGUUCAAGGUAUUUAUUUACUGGCAGUUAGUAAGUGUGUAUACUCUCAUAUACCCAUGUAAAACUGAAAGACAUACAUGUGCAACGUGGCCAGUUUUGGAUGUCAUUUGUUAUAUGGUGUCAUUUGUUGAAACUUUGGAGCACACUCAAUAUAGCAUACUCGGGUUACAUCAGUACAUGAACAUGUACUGUUGAAAUGCUCAGUAAAAAAGUGAUGGAUCAAGGAAGAUAAAAGAGCAUGUAUGGUCAGUAAUAAAACAUACCUCUUAUAUAAAGUGGGAGUAAUUAUUGAGGGUUGCAGCAGUUUAUGAGGAUGGAGAUAAUAUAAAUAAUAUACUCAUUUAGGUUGAAGCAAUUUAGUUGCAAUUUAUUUGGUUAAAGUGAUUUUUCAAAACCAGUCUUUUCUUUGUUGUGUUGCAGUAGUUUUGAUAUUCAGAAAUGGAGAGAAAAAUUUACAUGCCAAAACGAAAAUGAAAAUCCAAGGUUUUCUAUUAUUCAGAGAGCUUUUGUUUUGAUUUAUAAUUCACAGUGCUUUUUCAAGGCUUGGGUGAGAAAGUGCUCAAUGCACCCUGUCCCAAGAUCUACAAUUAUUGUUAUAAAACAAAUUGACAUUUUGAAACAUUUCUUGGUGAAGAAUCAUUUAUGUUCUUCUAGAUAUUUUACUCCCCAACUUAAAACUGAUGUUGUCAAUCUGUGGUGUUCACACACUAAAAUGUUACUAAUACAGGUACAUGUUUAUGAUAUAAAUGUAUAGAUUAAUAAAUUAACAUAAGUUUUACCUUAAGGCAACAGUUACAUAAAAUACCUUCAAAAGAGAAAAACAGAAACUCCCACACUAAAGUACAAAAAUAGAUAAAAGUUCAACUUGUGAUUAGAAAGCACUCCACUCCACAAGAUCAUGAAAAGAACAGUAUUAUGCUUGUCUGUCAUUAUCAUAGAUAAAAAAAUGGAUGAAGAUUCACAAAGUGCAUUACAAAAUUUUAAAAAUACAUGUAAUGACAGGUCAAGAAAAAAAAACUUCCUUAAUCAUUUGCUUCCUUAUUAUUUAAGAGUGACUGUGUAUGUUGUGUUAGUUGAGUUCUUUACUCUACACCUGGCCUAUUCUUGUUUUGUUAGAGAAGAUCUCAGUAAUGUGCAGUGAUCUCAAUGUAUUAAGUCUUGUUCAUUAAUGUGAGUAAUGUAUUAUAUAUAUUUAUGUGUGAAUCCAGUGAGAUUUUUAGAUUAAGCUUUAGGGUGUACCUGUUAACUGACAACAUCUCUUUAAGAAAAAAUUAAAAGAGGUGUAAGAAAUUGUGGAUUUGAUAGCAUUUUCAAAAAUAUGAAAUGUUACCUUAGUCUUUUCUGGUUUGUUGCAAUUUAUUUGGUUGACAUUAAUUUAUCAAAGUCUUCUCCUGUCAACCACUUAACCACAGCAUAAUUGGCUAAGUACCUCUGUAAAAUUCUAGCAGAAAACAAUUUUGCAUGGGAAAGAGAGUAGUGAUGUUCCAAGUGCAGUGAUAAACUAAUAUCACUGCUUUGAGUAACUAGUAUGUAUUUGAAGCUGAACUGCAUAAUGUUGAAUAAUUUCAGCUUUUCUGUUUCUUUUCUGAUAUUUUAUAUGUAUGUAAGUCAGUUUUGGAGAAAUAAGUGCUAGUACUUUUUAUUCCAUGUAAAAGAUACUAUAACUUGCAUGACAAAAUGUGUUCUUCAACCUGUCUUAAAUGGUUCUGUAAAUUGUUUGUAAAUUAUUUGUAAAUAAAAUAUGCAGAAUACAA
Lingula anatina is the source of this 5903-nucleotide messenger RNA. RefSeq names its product kelch-like ECH-associated protein 1B. The record is from RefSeq and is a predicted model, not a curated record. Gene Ontology annotation, molecular function: protein binding. Lineage: Eukaryota; Metazoa; Brachiopoda; Lingulata; Lingulida; Lingulidae.